GCCGGCCCGGCCGGGCAGUGAGUGGCGCGCGGGCGCGGGAUGGGGCUGCCCGAGCGGCUGCGCAAGGAGUGGUUCCUGCUGGGCAUCGUGCUGGCCAUCGCUGCCGCCAAGCUGCAGCCCGCCGUGGGCGCCAAGGGCGGACCCUUGAAACCAGAAAUUACUAUAACUUACAUUGCUGUUUCAGCCAUAUUCUUUAACAGCGGACUCUCGCUAAAAACUGAGGAGCUGACAAGUGCUUUGAUGCACGUGAAACUACAUCUUUUUGUCCAGAUCUUUACACUUGUGUUCUUCCCAACAGCAAUAUGGCUUUUUCUUCAACUAUUAUCAAUCACACCCAUAAAUGAAUGGCUUUUAAAAGGUUUGCAGACAGUAGGCUGCAUGCCACCUCCUGUGUCUUCUGCAGUUAUUUUAACCAAAGCUGUUGGUGGAAAUGAGGCAGCUGCUAUAUUUAACUCAGCCUUUGGAAGUUUUUUGGGCAUUGUUAUAACUCCACUGCUGCUGCUGCUUUUUCUUGGAUCAUCUUCCUCUGUGCCUUUUACUUCUAUAUUCUCACAGCUGUUUAUGACUGUUGUUGUUCCUCUUAUUAUUGGACAGAUUGUCCGAAGAUACAUCAAGGAUUGGCUUGAAAGGAAGAAACCUCCAUUUGGUGCUAUCAGCAGUUGUGUGCUCCUGAUGAUCAUCUACACAACAUUCUGUGAUACUUUCGCCAAUCCAAAUAUUGACCUUGAUAAAUUUAGUUUGAUUAUAGUCGUGUUCAUAAUAUUCUUUGUACAACUGAGCUUCAUGUUUGUAACUUUCCUCUCUUCUACCAGGAAGAACUCUGGUUUCACGCCAGCAGACACCGUGGCUAUCAUUUUCUGUUCUACACACAAAUCCCUCACCUUGGGGAUUCCAAUGCUGAAGAUAGUAUUUGCGGGCUAUGAGCACCUGUCUUUAAUUUCUGUUCCCUUACUUAUCUAUCACCCGGCUCAGAUUCUUCUUGGCAGUCUACUGGUACCAACAAUAAAGUCUUGGAUGAUUUCUAGGCAAAAGGCACUGAAGUUAACAAGGCAGCCCAAAGCACCUGUGAAGGUAUAACAGUGAAGUUGGUCCGUGUCACAGUGAAUGUAUAUAUGUACUAUACUGUACACACACAGACAAUGACAGAGACUGGUAUUUGUGAAUGUUGCUUCAGUGCAUAUUUUAUUUUUAUAUCUGUAACUAAAAAGUUAUACCCAUUUAAGUGCCUUAAAAAUGCAUUUUUGGCAAAAGCAUUGUUUCCAGAAGCCACUUUGUCGGCUACUGAAAGAGGUUGUACAGUAUUUUGAAGUCAUUCAGUUUUUAUUUUUCUAUCUGAGUGGAUGAUCCUAGUAAUUAAAAGUUGCGUUCCCUUCAUUGUCUCUCAAGCUAGGAGUCACCAGCUGUAAGUUAAUGUUUUAAACUAGCCAAAAUUACUAGCAGCACAAUUCUCUGCUAGUUGACUACAGGGAAGUGCUUGCUGAACUUUGAUUCAAGACUGACUUGAAUUUCUCUGUGAUUCUGUUACCCUCCCCAGUCAUAUAACUGUGACAUGCCUUUUUCUUCUGAGUUUGUGUACACUCAGCAUGGGGCCAUCCAUUGUAUGGAAGCUGAGAAGCAUAAAUUAUUUGCAUGUGUUGACGCAGUUGUCUAGACAUUCCUUCAAAGCUAAUGGUUUUCUCAAGAAAUUUCUUUCAAUUCCAUUUUAUGAUAUUGUGCCAUUGUAUAUCUUAAAUGCAUCAUAGGCUUCUUCAAAGAAAUGGUCUACUGUUUGGGUUCUGAGUGAAGUUAUGUUGUGCAGCUAGGAGACUUUUUAUAAUUUACCCAAGGUGAACAAAAAUUUUUGUUUUUCUUUUUUCAUUUCCAAAUGUAACACAGAGAUCUGCAAUGACACAAUUGCAGAUGCUAAUGUUGAAACUGUCAUAAGCAAGCUAAGUUAUAAAUUGUCAUAUUAGAAAUGAAUAAUGGCUUAUGAGAACUAGAAUGUUGACAAUUAUUUUUCUCCAAUUAAGGUUGUAACAAGAAUUAAGAAAGAUGUUUGUGGUAGCAAAGACGCUAUUUUAAUUAAGUUGACAAUCAAUUGCAGCAUUUUUUUUAAAUAAAAUAUUUAUUUAUUUUUGUCAUAAAAUUAUAAGAAAAAAGAAUCUGGAUACACAAUAUUAUUUAUGUGGAAGGAAGAGGUGUAUAAUCUUUAAGCACACAACAAGCACUGCACCUUAUUCAGAAAAUCAAGGAACUAGAAUGGGGAUGCUACAAUUCACCCACUUGUAAGAACUGGAUAGGGCAUGUACAUCAAGACCUCAGAAGGAGUAAAAAUCAAAUCUCAAACCAUAAUAAGCACAAGUGCAGAGUUCAAGGGUUCCAGGCACAUCACUCUUACCCUUGCAUUCAACUUGUAUAAGAGUAUAGGUUCCCAGCUCAUGCAAAUGGCAGUUUAUACCAGCUGAGAAUCUGAUCUGUGCCAAGGGGAAUAGACCCUUGGGAUGAAUGACCCCAUAUGUUCUUCAAGUCCUGUUUGGUGAAUCUGCCAUGUUAUCCUGAUUUUGAUGUUUGAUGCCAAGCAGAGAUGCUUUACGGUAGAAUGGUCUGAGCUGCUGACAAGGCUAAGACAUCAGCUCUCACUAUGGAUCGCCAAGAAUGUGCUGUAAAAUCAACAGCCCCUAUUGAUAAAACAAGCAACUACCAAAAGUGCAUGGAACUGCAAGGUACAGAGUCCCCCUCAUCGACUAGAUUAGAGCUAGGAAUCCUGCCUUAAGCAGAUGGAGAGAUGCCUCUCCAUACCUGAGGUUGAGCUUGCAUCAUCACUAAGCUUACUGAAGUAUGCCACAAGUGCGUGCCUUUUGAGGGCAGCUCAAGCCCUCUAACAAGCUAAACUAGUAAAUUAAAAAAGCAGCUCACACCCGUAUUUUUAGAGCCAAAUAGUAAAUUCUCCUUUAUCAUUAGCUGGCUCUGUGUGCAUCCAAAUUCCUUUUCGAUACUUAACACAUAUACUAAAAACAUCCAAGGGUUAGAUAAAGGGCACAGGGUCAGUACACCUUCUUUUGGCUUUGUUUCCUUGACUGUCUUUUGAACCUCCAAAGUGUACAUACGUAAGGGCCUAAUCCAGCUUCCAUGAGACUGAGUGAAUUUUUCUACUGGCUUUAACAGGCAUGAGAUCAGGCCCAAAGAGAGCAUGAGUUUCUGGAUGACUGGUUUAAACCCCAGAGAGAAUUCUUGCACACAUUUUUUUUUCCCCUUCAUUGGAUGUGUCUACACUGAGCAGUCAAUACACUGCUAAUAUUCCAGCUGAUCUACCUCAAAGUACUGAAUCUAAUGCCUUCGCUAUGUGCAGCAAUUAGUUUAGAUUCCUUUGAAAAUGUCUUUGUUAUACAUUUACUGCGUUACCAAUAUGGUGGACUGUUUUCCAUAGAGAAUUUUGUUAGGUCCUGUUCAGUGUGAUUAUUGAGCUUAAAUGCUGUAUGUUUAUUUCUGUUUUUACAUAAAUGAAUGUUGGAUAUAUUGUUCUGAAAGGGGUGCAAAGCAAAACAGAAAUACAUUUUUAAAUCCAUACUUAGUGGAACUUAAUUAUUCAUAUCCCAAAUAUUUUGUUAUGUUUAAAGACUGUUAAGCUGUUCAUGUCAUGCCUUCAAUUACGCUUACACGUCUUUAUAAAAAUAACUUUGGUUAAUGCGAAAUAAGAGAAAAUACAAACUUCCUUAUGAAACAGUUCAGCAUUAUAUUUUUGUAACUUGAAGUUUCAUUCUUUUGACGAUGAUGUUUUGGAGGUUACUGCUUGUCCCUUUUUAAAAAAAAUGUAUUGUAAAAAAUAUAUAUAUUUUAUCAAUGGAAUUUGGAAAUCUUUUUCUCUACAUACAGUCCAUUUUAUUCUGUUGUAAAUAACUUCAAAGACCUGAUUUUACUUGGAAGAAGGGGGGAGAAUCAAGUAGAGGAUAUUGCAAAUUGUUAUCAGAUUAAAGAGAAUUAAAUACAGAGCUGUUUUUACAAGAAGAAGAUGAGGAAUCUUCUGAGGGUUCCUGAGCUUUGCUUCAGAGUUGCCAAGAGAAAGCUGACUGUUCAUUUUCAGGCAAAACUCCUUUUGCUGGCAAUGAGAAUUUUGUCUGUGUUAGGACUUGAGAAUACUGUUCACUCGUUAAAUGCCUUAGAUUCUGCAUAUCUUGAAUUCUAUAUAUUACUGUCAGUGCAGGAAAAAAUAACACAAUAGAGCUGAAGAGUUGGCUAUCUUUUGGUACGAAACUAACAGAAGAGUUGAUUUUCCCUUAUGUGUCUAAAUCAGAUGUGAAGCACAAAACCUAAUGGGUUAAAAUGGUCCAAGUAAUAUGUUAAAGUAAAAUAACCCAACGAUUUAUUUGAAAUCAAGUUCCACUACUUUUUUGUCAUUAUUUGUAUGUUCCUUCCUUAACGUGAGCAGCACACAGCCAACAAAGCUGCGGUCCCAACAGAGACUGGUGACUUACACCCAUCCACAGAAGAAAAGAAGAAUUCAGCCGUCUGUUUUUACAAAAAAUACAGCUGCAUAAAUUAUUCUGGUGAACAGGGAAAGAGGAGCCCUUUGUAGUAUGCUCCCUAAUCACACUUUUCAUCUUCAAUUUUACAUGUGUAUGGUUUUCUGCAGGAAUAGCUUGACAGGAGGAGGAGGAUAGAAAAGGAUGAAAAUUUGUGUAUGUAAGCACGAUAUAUAUGUGUGUAAGUGUACACAUACAUACAUACAUAUAUGUAUAAAUAAUGAGAAAGGACCAAGUCCAAAAUAUAUAAUUGUUUGCAAAUCCACAUAUGUAAGAAUAGUUACUUUUCUGAUGUUACUCUGGCAUUAAAAUUGAAAUGUCAAAUA
Molecule: messenger RNA, 4825 nt
Organism: Gavialis gangeticus (Gharial)
Lineage: Eukaryota; Metazoa; Chordata; Crocodylia; Gavialidae
Gene: SLC10A7
Product: solute carrier family 10 member 7
Exons: 12
Coding region: 40-1077 (345 amino acids)
Cellular component (GO): plasma membrane
Source: RefSeq, a predicted model, not a curated record